UUGAUAUCUCCAACCGCUAUAACAGCGAACGUUACCCAGCGGAGCUUUGUGAUUGGUCAACGGGCGGCCUCAAGCUCCUCCCCCACUGCCACCGCAGCCCGGCGGAGCAGCCAUCAGCCUCAUAGCCACUCAGGGGGUAGAGAAGGCUCGAAAAUGAGUCAGCUGAAAGAGCGCUUCGUGAGUGUGCUCCACGAAAAGAACUUUGUGACAGACCAGUUGGCAGCGCUGGAACAAAAAACGGGAGUGAAGAGAGAGUUUACCGUCUUGGGUGUUCUUGGUUUUGUCGCGCUGUACCUUCUGUUUGGUUACGGGGCCGCCCUACUCUGCAACCUGAUCGGCUUCCUCUAUCCAGCCUAUUUCUCCAUCAAGGCCAUUGAGAGCAACAACAAGGAAGAUGACACACAGUGGCUGACCUACUGGGUGGUUUACGGACUCUUCAGCAUCGUCGAGGCCUUUUCUGACAUCUUCCUCUCCUGGUUCCCAUUUUACUAUGCUGGCAAGUGUCUGUUCCUGAUUUGGUGUAUGGCUCCCGUGACAUGGAACGGCUCUGACAUUUUGUACAAGCGUGUGAUCCGGCCCUUCUUCUUGAAACAUCAAGCUGCCAUGGACACUGUGGUCAGUGAUCUGACCACCAAGGCUAAGAACUUAUCUGAAACCAUCACAAAGGAGGCUGUUAACCAGGUCCUCAACCAUGACAAGAACCAGUGAGAAGUGUGGAAAGGUUGGUGUGUUCGAGUGAGUGUCUGGGCGUAUGCGUGUCGAUUGCUUCACCUCUUUUCUAUCCUUCCCGUCAUGACGGAUGAUGUUGACCAAUUUGCACGUCAUGUGGUGAACUGCAGCUUUGCUCUCAUGAAUAAAUAAAAGGUUUUUACGGCCACACAAGGUUGAUGCCAUCUGUACUGCGAAGACGAUCAACAAAACUGUGACCUUUAUUUGUAAUCUUAUUUUCCCUGUUGGAGUGUGACUAACAACAAGGGGAAAACAUGAUGUUUUGUUUGGGGGGGGGCGGGGGGUUCAAAUGUUUACCUGCAAGUUUCCGAUGCAUUGGUAGCGUAAUUAAAUAAUCCCUUCAGUUUUGAAUUAAUCAUAGCAUUAGAAAUGGGCCAUAUCAGCGCUUUUGAUCUUUACCAAACCAGUCCGCCCUGAAACAGACAGACUGGUUAAUAAACAGCCUUUUUUUCUAUUCUCAAUCAGAACUGGACCUCUAAAUCAGCACUGGCUUCCUGCUCUUACAAGCCUUAGUCUUACACGUACCUGUCAAAAUGCUGAGACUUGAGCCACCGGGAACGUUGUUGAUCUGUAACAGUAACUGGGCAACUUCUGUCUUUUGUCUUAAUUUAUGAUCUCAUCUUGAUAAAACAAUAAAACUGGAAGCCUGGUGAACUGGAGAUCUUGCGUUUGUGUCUGACUUUGAAAUUUCCCGCUUCUUUCUGCUUCUUCAACCUCUGCACCUCACAGUUUGGGGAAAUCUGGUCCAAAUUACAGUUCAUGCUCCAGAGGUUUGUGAAUCUGUGGUUAUGGCCAUGGUUAUUGGGGAUAACAAUUUUUAUAAAUUCCCGACCUGCAGAUUUGGAUGUUCGGUAGUUCUUUUUAUCAAAGCAUAAAACAAAAACAAAGGAUUUUUUUUGGGGGGGUGGUAUUUUAUUAAACAUACAAAUGGUCAAACUAAUGUUGUUUUUUUUCUCAUGAAAUAACUUUUUUUUCUAAUGUAGAUGUUCAGAUUUGGAAUGCAAGGAAAAAUAAAAAAUAUGC
Messenger RNA from Menidia menidia (Atlantic silverside), 1752 nucleotides. NCBI's taxonomy places the organism in Eukaryota, Metazoa, Chordata, Actinopteri, Atheriniformes, Atherinopsidae. The record is from the annotation of a GenBank genome assembly.